AUGAAUGAUGAUAAGAAAGAUUUUGUUGGUAGGGAUUUAUAUCAGUUAAUUAGAAAUGCAAAAGAUAAAAUAAAAAUCGAUUACAAAUUUUGGUACACGCAACCUGUUCCUAAAAUAAAUGACGAAUUUGAUGAGAAUGUUAACGAGCCAUUCAUAAGCGAUAACAAAGUAGAAGAUGUUAGAAAGGAGGAAUAUAAACUGCCCAGUGGCUAUGCGUGGUGCGUAUGCGAUAUAAGAAACGAAAAUGAUAGGAGCGAUAUUUACAACCUGUUGACAGAUAAUUAUGUAGAGGAUGACGAUAAUGUAUUUCGAUUUAAUUAUUCUUCUGAGUUUUUAUUAUGGGCUUUAAGUUCUCCUAAUUAUGAAAAAGAUUGGCAUAUAGGUGUAAAAUAUGAGUCAACAAAUAAAUUGGUAGGAUUUAUAAGUGCAAUACCUAUUGAUAUGUGUGUAAAUAAGAAUGUAAUAAAGAUGGCAGAAGUGAAUUUUUUAUGUGUUCAUAAAUCAUUAAGAUCUAAGAGAUUAGCUCCUGUAUUAAUAAAAGAAAUAACAAGAAGAAUUAAUUUACAAAAUAUAUGGCAAGCUAUAUAUACAGCAGGUGUAUAUUUGCCCAAGCCUGUUAGUACUGCUAGAUAUUUUCAUAGAUCAAUAAAUGUAAAGAAAUUAAUAGAAAUAGGUUUUUCAAGUUUAAAUACUAGAUUAACAAUGAGUAGAGCUAUAAAAUUAUAUAGAAUUGAUGAUACAUUAAAUAUAAAAAAUUUAAGACCAAUGAAAAAAAAAGAUAUUGAUGGAUUACAAAUAUUAUUGAAUGAUCAUUUAAAACAAUAUAAUUUACAUGCUAUAUUUUCAAAAGAAGAUGUAGCUCAUUGGUUUAUGCCUAUAGAUCAAGUUAUAUAUACAUAUGUAAAUGAAGAAGAUGGAAAUAUUAAAGAUUUAAUUUCUUUCUAUUCAUUACCAUCAAAAGUUCUAGGAAAUAAUAAAUAUAAUAUAUUAAAUGCAGCAUUCUCAUUUUAUAAUAUCACUACAACAACAACAUUCAAAAAUCUAAUGCAAGAUGCUAUAUGUCUAGCCAAAAGAAAUAAUUUUGAUGUUUUUAAUGCUCUAGAAGUAAUGCAUAAUUAUUCUGUCUUUCAAGAUUUAAAAUUUGGAGAAGGAGAUGGAUCAUUAAAAUAUUAUUUAUAUAAUUGGAAGUGUGCUUCAUGUGACCCUUCAAAAAUUGGUAUUGUUUUAUUAUAA
Molecule: messenger RNA, 1233 nt
Organism: Plasmodium gaboni
Lineage: Eukaryota; Apicomplexa; Aconoidasida; Haemosporida; Plasmodiidae
Product: glycylpeptide N-tetradecanoyltransferase
Exons: 4
Coding region: 1-1233 (410 amino acids)
Biological process (GO): N-terminal peptidyl-glycine N-myristoylation
Cellular component (GO): cytoplasm
Molecular function (GO): glycylpeptide N-tetradecanoyltransferase activity
Source: RefSeq, a predicted model, not a curated record